Molecule: messenger RNA, 1014 nt
Organism: Phragmites australis (common reed)
Lineage: Eukaryota; Viridiplantae; Streptophyta; Magnoliopsida; Poales; Poaceae
Product: photosynthetic NDH subunit of subcomplex B 3, chloroplastic-like
Exons: 5
Coding region: 181-852 (223 amino acids)
Biological process (GO): P450-containing electron transport chain
Cellular component (GO): mitochondrion
Molecular function (GO): 2 iron, 2 sulfur cluster binding
Source: RefSeq, a predicted model, not a curated record
GAACGGGGCAGCCAGACGCUUCCACCGAGACCGAGCGGGCGAGCAGCCGCCAGCCACCCGUAUGGCCGGUGCUGCUUCUGCGGCGCGGUGCAGCCACACGAUAAAAACCCGUCCCGUUUCAAACCAACCAGACUACGCCUACGAGGCUACGCGGCCACGUCCGCACCAAAAAAGCGAGCCAUGGCGGCCACGAGCUCCGCGGCGGCAGUAGCGCUCGUCUCCCUCCCCUUCCCCACCUCGACCUCCUCCUCUUCCCGCGUCUCCGCCCGAAGCCACCGCAAUCCUAGUCCUAGGCCCUUCAGUGUCUCCCCCAUCAGAUGCUCCAGCGCGUCGCCGAACCUGUCGGCGGGCGCUCCAGCGCUGGCGCCGACGAAGCCCCAGAUCGAGCUCGAGUUCGUCGGGCCAGGUGCGGACGGUUCCUACCCGGUUGACCGGGCAGCGGCGGCGAGCGGCGAGAAGCUCCUCCGGAACGUCAUGAACGAUAACAGGAUCGAGCUCUACGCGGCUUACGGUAAGGUGAUGAACUGCGGUGGCGGGGGCAGCUGCGGCACUUGCAUCGUCGAGAUAAUUGAUGGGAAGGAGCUCCUGAAUGAAAGGACAAACACCGAGAAUCGGUACCUGAAGAAGGUAGCCGGUGUUCAUUUCACUCAAUUGGCCAAUGCUGCUUCUGUGCCUCUUUUCUCCGUUGGGAUUCACAUACAAAAAAAGUUGUUGUCGUCCAACGGCUGCCCCAGUGGAAGAAAUGAUCGUGCUCCGACUACCUGCCACGCACUGCUCCACAGAGAAGCUGAGAAGCAUUGCCUCAUCGAUUGUGACAAUUAUGUGAUAGUUUGCAAGUUUGAUGGUACCUAGCUGUAACAUAUGUUUGCCAGGUUAAUUCACAUGUACAUGUUAGUGCUAGACUUUUCCAAUGAGAAAGAUGAAGACAACACGAUAUUACAGCCUUCACUGUGUGGAAUUCUUUUCUGCUUUCUCCUUGGGAGUUGGAAUGAAUAUAUGACUUCUUAGCAUGAA